Messenger RNA from Ostreococcus tauri, 981 nucleotides. Its product is annotated as 4'-phosphopantetheinyl transferase superfamily. The record is from RefSeq and is a predicted model, not a curated record. Gene Ontology annotation, molecular function: magnesium ion binding; holo-[acyl-carrier-protein] synthase activity. Bases 1 to 981 code for a protein of 326 amino acids. Gene Ontology annotation, cellular component: cytosol. The transcript has a single exon. NCBI's taxonomy places the organism in Eukaryota, Viridiplantae, Chlorophyta, Mamiellophyceae, Mamiellales, Bathycoccaceae.
AUGCGCGCCGUCGUCGCGCGCGCGGUCGACGCGUGCGCGCGCGAGGGACGCCGCGCGCGCGCGAGAGACGCCGCGCGACGAAUGUCCGCGCGCGCGCGAUGGACGACGGGACGCGGCGGCGCCGGGACGCGCGCGACGCGCGCGAGAGAGCGAGCGUUCGCGGGACGACGCGCGUGUUCGUGCGCGCGCGCUGGGGUGGAGGACAUCGGGACGAUCGAGGUGUGGUGUCUCGACGGGACGACGCGCGGCGGCGACGCGGCGGCGACGACGUCUCGGGCGAGCGCGCUCGCGGGUGAGGAUGAGGUGGAGGCGUUGGGUGGGAAUUCAGCGCGGUUGAUCGCGCGGGCGUUCUUGCGGCGGGUGUUGGCGACGCACGGGGGAAGGGGGGUGAAGGCGAGGGAGGUGCGAUUCGAGCUGGGCGAACGCGGGAAACCGCGCGUCGUCGCGCCGCGCGCGUUGGAGGGGACGUAUUUCUCCCUGUCGCACUGCGAUGGGCUCACCGCGGUGUGCGUCUCGACGCACGGGGAGAUUGGGAUCGACGUGGAGGAUGAAAAUCGAAGGAUCGGAUCGGAUGUGAUGAAAUUCGCGAGACGGUGGUUGAGCCCGAACGAGCGCGAGGCGUUGGAAGCCGUGCGCGACGACGACGAACGCGCGCGCGCGUUCAUGCGUCUGUGGACGGCGAAGGAGGCGUACGUCAAAGCGCUCGGGUUAGGGAUCGCGGGGAGACCGUUCCGCGAGUUCGAUAUCGAUUUCGGAUCGUCGCUCGACGUGCGCGACGACGCGGCGAGCGACGGCGGCGCGUCGUGGCGACUCGCGCAGUUCAGGCCGCGUGCCGACGACUCGCACGUGUUAUCGCUGUGCGCGCUCGCAAACGCCGAUGGGACCCUUCCGCCCGUUCGCGCGCGGUGGGCGACCCUGUUCGACGACGACGGCGUCACCGAAGCUGACUUUGUCCUAUUGAACCAGUCUCGUCGCGAGUAG